ACGAAAAGAAACUUCAGUCAACCGAUACUGUACAGGCGUGUUUGACUUUAUGCGACGCUGCGCAGACCGAUCGGCGUAUGACAUCAAAGCACCGCGAAAGCCAUCGCUCUCGCGGUACUUUAAUGUCAUUUCGUUGAGUCUGCGCAGCGCGGCUUGAAGUAGGUCACGCCUCACAUCUCACUUGAACUCUUGACUUGACGUAGGCAGCACCGUUUGAUAAAAUAAUUAUAUAACUUAAAAUCUAAAGUGGAGAACUUCACGUAUAUCGUGACCAUUGCAAUCGGUUAGGAAAUGCAAGCGUUAUGUGUUUUUAUUUUUUGUGUCCACUUCUGCGUGUUCUGUUUGGGGAGCUUUGCCCUCCUCAAUAUGGCGGCGGCGUUGUACGUGAACUCGGCGCUGGGAAUUACGUCACACCCGAGUUACGCUACACAAGUCGGAAACCCAAGAUGGAUACGUCCAAGCAAAAAUUUGUUGUUCUUGCUGUUGAGGAAUACAAACAAUUAAAGGACCAAUAUGAAGUCCACCUAAAAAAUGUAAUGGAAGAAGAAAAGAGACGCAGGAGCAUACUUAUAUCCUCAAUGCUGCGUUCAACACAGCGACUGAAAACUGGAAUAGAGGGAGAAACCGAAGCAACUCCGACUUCAGAAUCCAAAAUGGCUUCUCAGCCAACCAACGUAUAUUUGGACACCAACAUGAACAUGUUCAUGGAUGCCCAGAGGAGCACUCCAUUUUCUGGUCCCUUGUAUCAGAAGGAAGCAGACCCCACCACAUUCUACUUGAAUGAGGACCUUACUUUCCAGAUCAACGUGAUUGAAGCUGAAGACUUGCAAACCAUAACAGAGGGCUGCCAAGAGAGCAUUGAUGCUGGAUCCAGUGCGUUUCCAUCACCUGUGCCAAUGCCAGCAAAUGAUGGCUUCAGCAAAGACCAUACUUUAUUUUUGAUCAACUUUAUGCGUGAGCACAUUGAAAGUAAAGGUGAAGGACACCCCAAAACUCUGAAAGAGCUAAAUGCACGGCUAAAAACUGCCAAGUGCAGUAAAAAAAAGCUAUGGAGAGAUGCGGCAGAAAAGUUGACUGGCCAUUUCAUGCAGUCGUUCUGCCCUGACAAAGUGGCAAGGAAAUGGAAUACACUUGCAGAAGCCUACAAAAAAAUUAUUGAAAACAAUAAAAUUCCAGGGAAGAAGAAAAUCCGCUUUCAGUUUUAUUCAGAAAUGGAUGACCUUUUUACAGGCCAGCAUGAUGUGGUCUUUCCUGCUGUUAGUACAUCACACUCACCUGUGCCAAUGCCAGCAAAUGUUGCCUUCAACACAGAGCAGACUUUGUUUUUGAUCAACCGUAUGCGGGAACACAUCGAAAGUAAAGGCGAAGGACUACCCAAAACUCUGGACGAGCUGAUUGCACGGCUAAAAUCUCCUAAGGGCAGCAAAAAAGCGUUUUGGAAAGAUGUUGCAGAUAUGUUGUCCACCCAUUUUAAGGAGUCUUUUAGCCCUGACAAAGUGACCAGGAAGUGGUAUACACUUGUAGAUGCCUAUAAAAAAAUUAAAGAUAGCAAUAAAACGCCAGAGAAGCACAAAAUCCGCUUUCAGUUUUAUUCAGAAAUGGAUGACCUUCUUGGAAAGCAGCAUGAUGUGGUCUUCCCUGUUGUUGGCAGUGGCACAUCAGUGGGUCUAGAUGUGCGCAGACCUCAAGCUGCACCAUGCCAAACAACACCACCAACGUCCACACCAACACCUCCUUGUAAGCGUCAAAAGGUGGAUAGUGAAUUGAUGCAAUAUUUGCUGGACUCGGAAGAAGCCAGUCAACGGCGUCAUGAGGAGACUCUAGCGCAGCUAAAGUCGGCUCAGCAGGGUUUCGAGGCUCUCAUGACAAAGUUGCUUGACAAACUGUAGCUGUUUGUCAUGUGAUGUUUGGUAAUGUGCUUAAAGGACAAGUUCGGUAUUUUACACUUAAUGCCCUGUUUUCAGAUUGUUUAUGAUGAAAC
This is a messenger RNA of Misgurnus anguillicaudatus (oriental weatherfish), 1981 nucleotides long. RefSeq lists its product as uncharacterized. NCBI's taxonomy places the organism in Eukaryota, Metazoa, Chordata, Actinopteri, Cypriniformes, Cobitidae. The record is from RefSeq and is a predicted model, not a curated record.